CUCAGCAGGCCCUGUCCUCCCCUGUGGCCUUAUUCCCCUCCCUUCUUACGGUCCAUACAGCUGAGUUGGUCUCGCAGGCUGGAGAGCAAGAUGUUGUUUUCCUUUUUCCUUCUCGUCGCUCCCUUUGUAUUGCUGUCCACAGCAUCGACCUUGCCAAAGAGUGUUCGCCUCGGCCCCGGAGAGGACGGUCAAGUGCAAUGUGAGGGCGCAACGGUGACAGAAACAGUAUGGCUGCCUGAGCCUACGCAGAUGGCGGCCUCCAAGGGGGAAGGGGGAACCACCGCGGCUGCUACAACCAACUCUCCACCAGCACCAUCGUCAACCAUGCCACUCUUUGUAUCGCCUGAAAACGCAACCGUUGCCAGCGGUAACGCAACUGCCAGGGUGGUGACCUAUCGCAAUGCUCUCUACUUCACCAACUGGGGCAUCUAUGGGGCCAACUUCCAACCCCAGCAGCUUCCAGCGGAUAAGCUCACCCACGUGCUCUAUGCUUUCGCCGACAUCGGGUCCGAUGGAGAGGUGAAAUCAUCCGACUCCUAUUCGGACCUCGAAAAGCACUAUGCCACGGAUUCGUGGAACGACAAGGGACAGAACGCCUACGGCUGUGUCAAGCAGCUGUACAUCCUCAAGAAGAAGCACAGACGGUUGAAGACGCUCCUCUCCAUCGGCGGCUGGACAUACUCUCCCAAGUUUGCCCCAGUUGCCGCAACCGAGGACGGACGCCAACGCUUCUGCAACUCGUCCGUCACGCUACUGAAAGACUGGGGCUUCGACGGCCUCGACAUCGACUGGGAAUACCCCUCGAGCGCAGCCGAAGCCCAAAACUUCGUGCAGCUGCUGCAAACAUGCCGGCAGGCCCUGGACGCAUACGCCGCCGCGCACGCGCCGGGGUACCACUUCGAACUGACGGUCGCCGCGCCGGCGGGGCCGCAGAACUACAACACUUUGGACGUCGCAGCGAUGGACCCCCUGCUGGACGCAUGGCACCUGAUGGCGUACGACUACGCCGGCCCGUGGGACUCGACGACGGGCCACCAGGCGAACCUGCACGCGAGCGCGCGCAACCCGCUGGCGACCAAGUUCAGCACGGACCGGGCGGUGGCCGACUACAUCGGGCGCGGCGUGCCCGCGCGCAAGCUGGUGCUGGGCCUGCCGCUGUACGGGCGCGCCUUCGAGGCGACCAAGGGCUUGGGCCUGCCCUACGCCGGCGUCGGCCCGGGCUCGUUCCAGCCGGGCAUCUGGCUGUACCGCGACCUGCCGCGCCCGGGCGCCGCCGCCGUGCUGUACGACGACGAGGCCGGCGCGAGCUACAGCUUCGACGCCGAGACGGGCGAGCUGGUCUCGUACGACACGCUGCGCAGCGCCGCGGCCAAGGCCGAAUAUCUGGUCCGGAAGGGCAUGGGCGGCGCCGUGUUCUGGGAGGCGAGCGGGGAUAAGGUCGGGAAUGCGAGCUUGGUCGGCGCGCUGGCCGGGGGGAUGGGCAGGCUGGACACGGCGCAGAACUGGUUGGCCUAUCCGGAGAGCCGGUAUGAUAACAUUCGGUUGGGCAUGCCAGGGGAGUGAGGGGAAGAGGAAGGAAGAGGGGUGGCUUGGGAGGAGGGAGAUAUUUAUUGUGGAGGGCGUUUCCUGUGUUGUAGACUUACUUGGUCUUCUUCCUUGGGCUUUUGGGUAUCGGUCAUGUUCAGAUUUCUAUUCACUGCGUGGCUGGUACCCUGUCCCUUCCCCCAAAAGCAUCUCCGUUGGGGUACAUGUACAUGACACGAUAGAGUUCUCUGGCUGGCAACUCAUUAUCCACCCUCGGUUCUCGUGCCUCGGUGUCUUCAGAUGCUUUGUUUGCGCAAGCCAUCCCAAACACUAAGGUGGCCAUGUUUACGGUUGAGCCGUGUGCUGGAAUCCUGGGAGACAGUCAGUGUCUUAGAUGGC
Messenger RNA from Thermothielavioides terrestris NRRL 8126, 1923 nucleotides. Its product is annotated as glycoside hydrolase family 18 protein. Gene Ontology annotation, molecular function: chitin binding; chitinase activity. Gene Ontology annotation, cellular component: extracellular region. Bases 91 to 1563 code for a protein of 490 amino acids. Gene Ontology annotation, biological process: chitin catabolic process; carbohydrate metabolic process. NCBI's taxonomy places the organism in Eukaryota, Fungi, Ascomycota, Sordariomycetes, Sordariales, Chaetomiaceae. The record is from RefSeq and is a predicted model, not a curated record. The transcript has 4 exons.